CUAAAAUGGCGAACCGUACAGUGAAGGAUGCGCACAGUAUCCACGGCACCAAUCCUCAGUAUCUGGUGGAGAAGAUAAUUCGGACGCGAAUCUAUGAGUCCAAGUACUGGAAAGAGGAGUGCUUUGGACUGACGGCUGAACUUGUAGUCGAUAAAGCCAUGGAGUUGAGGUUUGUGGGUGGUGUCUAUGGUGGCAACAUAAAGCCAACUCCCUUUCUGUGUUUGACCUUGAAGAUGCUUCAAAUUCAACCUGAGAAGGAUAUCAUUGUAGAGUUUAUCAAAAAUGAAGAUUUCAAAUAUGUCCGUAUGUUGGGAGCACUUUACAUGAGGCUGACAGGCACUGCAAUUGAUUGCUACAAGUACUUAGAGCCUCUCUACAACGACUAUCGAAAAAUCAAGAGCCAGAACCGAAAUGGGGAGUUUGAACUGAUGCAUGUGGAUGAGUUUAUUGAUGAACUGCUGCACAGUGAGAGAGUCUGUGAUAUCAUUCUACCCCGGCUACAGAAACGUUAUGUGCUAGAGGAAGCUGAGCAGCUGGAGCCUCGGGUCAGCGCUCUAGAAGAGGACAUGGAUGAUGUGGAGUCCAGUGAAGAGGAGGAAGAGGAGGAUGAGAAGUUGGAGAGAGUACCAUCACCUGAUCACCGCCGGAGAAGCUACCGAGACUUGGACAAGCCCCGUCGUUCUCCCACAUUGCGCUAUAGGAGGAGUAGGAGCCGGUCUCCCAGAAGGCGGAGUCGGUCUCCUAAAAGGAGGAGCCCCUCCCCUCGCCGAGAAAGGCAUCGGAGCAAAAGCCCAAGACGUCACCGCAGCAGAUCUCGAGAUAGACGGCACAGAUCCCGCUCCAAGUCCCCAGGUCAUCACCGUAGUCAUAGACACAGGAGCCACUCAAAGUCUCCUGAAAGAUCUAAGAAAAGCCACAAGAAGAGCCGGAGAGGGAAUGAGUAAUGGACUCAGUUUGGUAUUAGUCCAAAUGACCACCUGUGGAUCCGAAGGCAUCUAUGUGGAAGGAUUAAGAUCUACUCCCCAGGCAGCUAUGAGAAUAUUUUAGGUCUUUUUAACCAUAUUUCUCCACUUUUCUUUUUCUUAAAUGAAAGAGGUGCUGAGUUUUGUAUCUCUCUUUGAGUCAUACUUCGCAUUUGAGGGAUAGUGCUUCCCAAGGGCUGCUUUGGACCCCAUUGUGUAACCAACCUUGACUAUACUCAAAUUUAUAAGGGUAGAAAGGAUCUGAGGGGUGGAGAGGAUGAAUGACAAGGACAGGAUGUGGCUGGCUGUUGACCUUUUUGUUAUUAAAUUUUAUACACCCA
Mirounga angustirostris (Northern elephant seal) is the source of this 1303-nucleotide messenger RNA. It is a transcript of the gene PRPF38A, whose product is annotated as pre-mRNA processing factor 38A. The record is from RefSeq and is a predicted model, not a curated record. Lineage: Eukaryota; Metazoa; Chordata; Mammalia; Carnivora; Phocidae. Gene Ontology annotation, cellular component: precatalytic spliceosome. The coding region runs from base 6 to 944 and encodes 312 amino acids. The transcript is spliced from 10 exons.